GUAAACCAUAUAAUUCUCUUAAUUUCACCGCGACAGCACCAAUGCCUACGAGCACCUUCUCCGCGCUUUCUUCGCUCCGAAAUCGGUUAAGAAACGGCGGACGACCUCGUGAGACGGAUGAAUCGAGUCAGAUGCUAUACGAUGACGAGUCUUUACCGGAGGCUUUGCCCUGCCCUGCUUCCUAUGAAUACCUCUCCCGUCGUGCUGCUCCCACCGCCAAUACGGUCAUCACGGACGAGGAGGAACUGCGGCCAUGGCUGCUCGUGACUCGUCCGGUGCCUCGUGAACACGCAGAGAAGCGUGGCGGCUGCAUCGUGUCCGCCCCCUCCGGCAUAGCAAAGGCGAAUUCUUCCACCGCAUUGCAGUACUUUUGCCUCCAAUAUACAGAUGAGGCGGACGGUCGAGCCGCGUAUCUUCCGAGACUCGAUGAGAUGGUGUUGAAGCUGCCGGAGUCGCCGACGUGCCACUUAGAGUCCAGGAAUAGCUCCAACAGUAACGCCUGCACAGAGGAAGGGGAGGAUGACCACUGCGUAGCGACGUCACCGCACCACUCAGCUCCGAUUCGUGCCGCUGCUUAUUCGACACCCAAACACCUUUGGAGAAAAAAGAAAGGUGAUGUACUCGGAAAGCAGUGCGCAGGCGCUCAUGACGAGAGUUCGUCCGCAUGA
Leptomonas pyrrhocoris is the source of this 668-nucleotide messenger RNA. RefSeq lists its product as hypothetical. NCBI's taxonomy places the organism in Eukaryota, Euglenozoa, Kinetoplastea, Trypanosomatida, Trypanosomatidae. The record is from RefSeq and is a predicted model, not a curated record. Bases 42 to 668 code for a protein of 208 amino acids. The transcript has a single exon.